CCAGUCACAGGACAGCCAUCACAGGACAAUUGUAUUUUUGUAGUGAAUGAACAGACUGUUGCAACCAUGACGUCUGAAGAAAAGAAAGAACGGCCUAUAAGUAUGAUAAAUGAAGCUUCUAACUAUAACAUGAKUUCAGAUUAUGCAGUACAUCCAAUGAGCCCUAUAGGCAGAACAUCACGGGCUUCAAAGAAAGUUCAUAAUUUUGGAAAGAGGUCAAAUUCAAUUAAAAGAAAUCCUAACGCACCUGUGGUCAGACGAGGUUGGCUUUAUAAACAGGACAGUACUGGCAUGAAGCUGUGGAAGAAACGCUGGUUUGUGCUUUCUGACCUUUGCCUGUUUUAUUACAGAGAUGAGAAAGAAGAGGGUAUCCUGGGAAGCAUACUAUUACCUAGUUUUCAGAUAGCUAUGCUAACCUCUGAGGAUCACAUUAAUCGCAAAUAUGCUUUUAAGGCAGCCCAUCCAAACAUGCGGACAUAUUAUUUCUGCACUGAUACAGGAAAGGAAAUAGAGUUGUAGAUGAAAACCAUGUUAGAUGCUGCCCUUGUACAGACAGAACCUGUGAAAAGAGUGGACAAGAUUACAUCCGAAAGUAUACCAACUAAAGAAACCAAUAACAUUCCCAACCAUAGAGUGCUAAUUAAACCAGAGGCCCAAAACAACCAAAAAAACAAGGAAAUAGGCAAAAUUGAAGAAAAAAGGGCAUUAGAAGCUGAAAAAUACGGAUUUCAGAAGGAUGGUCAAGAUAGACCUUUGACAAAAAUUAAUACUGUAAAGUUAAAUUCUUUGCCAUCUGAAUAUGAAAGUGGGUCAUCAUGCCUAGCCCAGACUGCACACUACAGACAAGUCAAUAUGAAUAGUUCAGAGAACAAGAUAGUCAAUGUCAGCCUAGCAGAUCUUAGAGGAGGAAAUCACCCAAAUACAGGGCCUUUGCACACAGAGGCUGAUCGAGUCAUACAAAGAACAAAUUCAAUGCAACAGUUGGAACAAUGGAUUAAAAUCCAGAAAGGAAGGGGACAUGAAGAAGAAACCAGAGGAGUAAUUUCUUACCAAACUUUACCAAGAAAUAUGCCAAGCCACAGAACCCAGAUUAUGGCCCGCUACCCUGAGGGUUAUAGAACACUCCCAAGAAACAGCAAGACCAGGCCUGAAAGUAUCUGCAGUGUGACCCCUUCCAGUCAUGACAAGACAGUAGGAGCUGGAGCAGAAGAGAAACGGAGGUCGAUGAGAGAUGACACUAUGUGGCAGCUCUACGAAUGGCAACAGCGUCAGUUCUAUAAUAAGCAGAGCACCCUUCCUCGACACAGUUCUUUGAGCAGUCCUAAAACCAUGGUUAAUAUUUCUGACCAAACAAUGCACUCUAUUCCCACAUCACCUUCCCAUGGUUCAAUAGCUGUUUACCAGGGUUACUCCCCUCAGCGAACUUAUAGAUCAGAAGUAUCUUCACCAAUUCAGAGAGGAGAUAUGACAGCAGACCUUAGACACAGGGGUCAUUACCCUAAGCAUGUCUAUGUGCCUGACAGAAGAUCAAUGCCAGCUGGCCUAACUUUACAGUCUGUUAGUCCCCAGAGCCUCCAAGGCAAAACGCUAUCACAAGAUGAAUGUAGAGGCACAUUAUAUAAAUACAGACCUGAAGAAAUAGAUAUUGAUGCCAAGUUAAGCCGAUUAUGUGAACAAGAUAAAGUGGUACAUGCACUGGAAGAGAAACUUCAGCAACUCCACAAGGAGAAAUACACGCUUGAGCAAGCUUUGCUGUCAGCCAGUCAAGAGAUAGAAAUGAACGCAGAUAACCCAGCAGCCAUUCAGACAGUGGUAUUACAGAGGGAUGAUUUGCAAAAUGGACUGCUUAGUACAUGUCGAGAACUCUCUCGAGCCACUGCCGAACUGGAACGAGCAUGGAGAGAAUAUGAUAAGUUGGAAUAUGAUGUAACUAUUACCAGGAACCAGAUGCAAGAGCAGCUAGAUCGCCUUGGUGAAGUUCAGACUGAAUCAGCAGGAAUUCAACGUGCACAGAUUCAGAAAGAACUUUGGAGAAUCCAAGAUGUCAUGGAAGGGCUAAGUAAACACAAACAGCAAAGAGGCACUCCAGAAACAGGUAUGGCAGGAUCAAAACCUUUCUCUACAGUUAAGUACAAAAGUGAGGGUCCAGACUAUAGACUCUACAAGAGUGAACCAGAGUUAACAACAGUGGCAGAGGUUGAUGAAUCUAAUGGAGAAGAAAAAUCAGAACCUGUUUCAGAGAUGGAAACUCCGGUUAUUAAAGGUUCCCACUUUCCUGUUGGAAUAGUUCCUCCAAGAACAAAAUCACCUACACCCGAAUCUUCGACAAUAGCUUCAUAUGUAACCUUGAGGAAAACUAAGAAGAUGAUGGAUCUAAGAACGGAAAGACCAAGAAGUGCAGUGGAACAGCUCUGUUUGGCAGAAAGUACUCGACCUAGGAUGACUGUGGAAGAACAAAUGGAAAGAAUAAGAAGACAUCAGCAAGCAUGCCUAAGGGAAAAGAAGAAAGGAUUAAAUGUUAUUGGUGCUUUAGACCAGUCACCCCUACAAAGUCCUUCUAAUUUACGGGAUAAUCCAUUCAGGAUUACUCAGAUUCGAAGGAAGGAUGAUAAUGUUAAGGAAUUGGAUGCUGUUCAUAGAGAAAAUGAUAUAAAGACCAACCAUGAAACUGCUGUAACAGAAAGUGUUCAACUGAAAGAAGAUGAUCCUCAAAAUAUGGAUAUCAGCAAAGAGUUUAAAAGAACUGAAAAUGUUUUUUAUGAAAUGCUUUUCACACCUGAGCCAAAUGGAAUAAAUUCUGAGGAAGCAAUGGAUAAAGAGAGGAACAAAGAAAAAAUAUCUGAGGAUAUUACAUACAGCUCUCAAGAUGAGACACAGAUCACAAAUCAUAAGCCAGAAGCCCAUACUGAAGAAGAUACAAAGAACAAUAUUCAUGAGCAGGAAGAAACUGUUAUUUCAUAUGAACCAACUCCGGAGCUUUCUAGAGAAAAUGAAACAAUGGCAGUGAAAAGUCUGUCCCCGUCUCCUGAGUCCUCAGCAUCGCCAGUUCCAUCCACUCAGCCGCAGCUCACAGAAGGAUCACAUUUCAUGUGUGUGUAGUCUCAGAACUAUACUGACUUCUGUUGAAACCAGUCACAGCUAAAGACGUGGACCUUUGGCAAUGUAAGAAGAUAUUGUACAGUAUAUUUUAAAUCUAUGAAAUUCAUAGUUUUUGAUGCUUUCAACCACAGAGCAUCAUUUUACCACUUCUGGAAAAUGUUUAUUCCAAAACAGCUUUAAUGGCCCAUAUGUACACUCCAUAAUCUCAAGGUUAUCAUUCUGACACCAGCUUGCUGCUAUGAUUUCAGAGCACAUAAGUAAAGGUGCUUUUUAAUGUGCAGUCUAUAGAAAGAGCUUACUUAGUUGCUGAUUUUCAGAUUUUGAUGUUUCUUAAGUCUAAGUGAAUUUAUAUUUCUUUUUGCUUUUCAGUACAUAAAGUUACUUAUUAUUUCA
This is a messenger RNA of Urocitellus parryii (Arctic ground squirrel), 3492 nucleotides long. Lineage: Eukaryota; Metazoa; Chordata; Mammalia; Rodentia; Sciuridae. The record is from RefSeq and is a predicted model, not a curated record.